This is a messenger RNA of Tilletiaria anomala UBC 951, 2700 nucleotides long. Its product is annotated as Cullin-domain-containing protein. The record is from RefSeq and is a predicted model, not a curated record. The transcript is spliced from 2 exons. Gene Ontology annotation, molecular function: ubiquitin protein ligase binding. Gene Ontology annotation, cellular component: Cul4-RING E3 ubiquitin ligase complex. Bases 1 to 2700 code for a protein of 899 amino acids. Lineage: Eukaryota; Fungi; Basidiomycota; Exobasidiomycetes; Georgefischeriales; Tilletiariaceae. Gene Ontology annotation, biological process: ubiquitin-dependent protein catabolic process; protein ubiquitination; DNA damage response.
AUGGCGUUCGCUCAGGCUGCGCGCCUCGGCCCGCUGGUCGAGGCAUUCGAUGCGCUGCAGGACAAGCGUCACCCUGCCCGCUGCGCAGAGUCCAGGCAAUAUGGCAACGGCGGGUUCUCUUCCGUUGUUGCCAAGCUGGCUGCCGCGCAGACAGCCCAGCAGACGACCCGCAGAUCACUAGCCGGUGCGCACUUGCAGGGUUCUCGAACGACGCAUCAGCCUCUCAAGCUCCAGUUCGUCGCACCGCCCACAGACGCUGGCUCAGGUGCUUCCAGUCCGCCCUCUUCGCAGCAGCUGGUCCAUGGCUUGCGUCAGCUUCUCGACUUGGGCAGCUCCCCCCGCUCGCUGAACAUCGAUUACAACGCGCUUUACAGGCAAUGCGAGCUGGUUGCUUCGUACAGUCUGCGCACGUCGGAUGACGAGCCGCUGCAGUCGCUCUACGAAGCAGUCAAGGUGGAGAUCGAAAAGAGCUUGACGGCAUUGACAAAGCAGCUGCGCUCGGACCUCCCGCCUCCCUCGUCUGACGUCAGUGCGACGGCUGUGGAACAGGCUUUGCAAAAUGAACAGGCUUGGCUCGACACCUUCGCGAAGUCGUGGACCACCUGGAAAGAGCGCACGCAUCUCGUCGCCAACAUUCUCUUGCCGCUCGAUCGUGCCGCCUUCCGGCACGCAGCUCGGCUACCUGCAAAGCGUAGUGCCUUCGGAGCUGACGAGGAUGCGGCCGAGGGUGAGGAUGUCCAGCUACGCUUCCAGAUCAAAGAACUCGCCAUCGACAGCUUUGCAUACCAGGUCAUGCGGGAUCCGACGCUCUGCGCUGCCAUCCUGCCCUUCACGACGCGGGCGGUCGACACUUUCUGCCGCAUCCCGCAAGUUGAGGCGCCAGCGCUGGUAUCAUCGAGUGCGGGUAAGCAGCCCCUCCCGCCGCGCUCGAUCGAAGCGUCUGCUUUCCAGCAGCUAUAUGCCGAGUCGAUCCUUAAGCUCUUCUGCGAGACGCAAUCGUACGACGCGCUCAAGAAUGCAGUACACGCCGCAACUGAAGCGUACUACGCUCGCCUCGCUCCGCUCAAGCUCAUUGCCAGCAAAAGUGCGGGCCAGGACGCGUACGCAGCUCUAUAUGCGCACUGGAUGGCGAGCGUCGUGGAACACGAGACUGUGCUGAGCGGGUGGCUCUACGACAAUGAAAUUUACGCAGGAAAAGCCAUGUCGAUCGUCUACAACCGAGUCGCUAACGACCACGCGGAGGAGCUCAGCACAGGCAUAUCAAGUGUGUUUGACGCUGCCGGUAUCGCCACUCUUUCGCAUCUUUACUCCAUCUUCCACGUUGCUUCCAGCCACCACAAAGCCCAGGCGAGCGACAGCAAAGAUGCAGCAGCAACACCGCUUGCGCGCUUGCGCACUGCCUUCGGCGCGUACAUCCGUGGCAAAGUAGAGGCGGUCGUCAACGACAAGAGCAAGGAUGACGAGAUGGUUGACCGGCUGCUGGCGCUGAAGCGCAAUCUCGACGCGAUCGUCGCAGAUGCUUUCCACGCCGACAACGACUUUUCCGCGAGCAUGCGCGAUGCGUUUGCAUGGGGUGUCAAUCGACGCGAUAAUAAACCGCCAGAGCUGAUCGCCAAGCACGUCGACGUCCUCCUGCGCAGCGGCAACAAGACCAUGUCGGAUACCGAGCUAGAGACGGCGCUGAACAAAGCCCUCGUCCUCUUCCGCUUCACUAAGGACAAGGACAUGUUCGAGGAAUUCUACACGCGACACUUUGCCAAGCGCCUGCUGCUGAACAAGUCGGCCAGCUCUGACGCGGAGAUGAGCAUGCUACUCAAGCUCAAGGAGGAGUGUGGACCGGACUUCACGCGCAAGCUCGAGACGAUGCUGAAGGACGUCGCGCUAUCGGACGAUAUCAUGAAGGCGUGGGAGAGGUUCGAGGCCAAGGCGCGUGGCAGUGGCGAGCUGCCCUAUCAAUUUGACAUGUCUGUCAACGUUCUCACCCAAGCACACUGGCCGACGUACCCACAGCAUGAGAUCAUCCUGCCGACAGACAUGGCCCAAGCGACAGAGACGUUCAACGUCUUUUACCAGGGUCGCAACUCGGGGCGCAAACUGCAAUGGCAGCAUUCGCUCGGUAACAACACUAUCAUCGCUGAGUUCCCUAAGGCGGGUCAAAAGGAGUUGCUCGUCUCGACGUAUCAAGCUGUCAUUCUCACCCUCUUCAACGGCAUCGAGUCUGGCAAGCAGUUGCCGUACAAGGACAUCGCCGCGCAGACAGGUCUCGAGGCAGUCGAACUGAAGCGCAGCCUGCAGUCGCUCGCCUGCGGACCGAUCCCAACACGCGUCCUGCGAAAAUCCCCACAAGGCAGAGACGUGAACGACGGCGACACGUUCUCAGUCAACGACAAAAUCAAGAACGAUCGGCUGCGCAUCCGCAUCAACCAGGUCCAGAUGGCUCAGACGCAGGAGGAGCAGAAGGACACCGAGCAGCGUGUGCUGAUCGACCGCGAGCUCGUGCUGCAAGCCGCGGCGGUGCGAGUCCUCAAGGCAAAGAGGGAGAUCAAGCACUCAGAUCUAAUGACCGAGGUGGUGGAGCAGAUCAAGGGUCGGUUCGGCGUUGAGGCGUCCGAGCUCAAGAAGACUUUCGAAUCGCUGCUCGAAAAGGAUUACAUGGAGCGCGUUGAGGGCCAGCGAGGCGUAUACCGCUACGUCGCAUGA